This is a messenger RNA of Tribolium castaneum (red flour beetle), 812 nucleotides long. RefSeq lists its product as hypothetical. The transcript is spliced from 3 exons. NCBI's taxonomy places the organism in Eukaryota, Metazoa, Arthropoda, Insecta, Coleoptera, Tenebrionidae. Bases 1 to 792 code for a protein of 263 amino acids. Gene Ontology annotation, molecular function: protein binding. The record is from RefSeq and is a predicted model, not a curated record.
AUGAUCCGUUGUAUUGUCGUUCUGAGCGCGAUUUUUUCGCUCAUUUUCACCCAAGACGAUGUGGUCGAAGACACACAAUUCGCCACUUGCCAGAUAAACAGCACUGAGGUGCAAACGACGGCAAAUGCCACGGUUAAGAGGCAAUUGAAGGGCGUCUGCACUUAUAAGCAAAUUGAACUAAAGUUCCAAGAAUUGGAGGAAAAGCUUUUGGCUGAGCUGGGCAUAAUUAAGCAACUACUGGAGGGCGACGGUAAAACAGUCAGGACAAACGAUUAUUACGACUAUGAAGAGAGAAGUCUUAAAAUUGGGGGCCCUGUUUCCACCACCGAUGAUCCUAUUACAAGUGUGACCGAACAGGUCUUCCACACCUCCUCGUGGGUUCGUACAGAAAUCGAUCAUUUAAACAACACCAUUCAUGUCCACAAAGGCGAAAAACUGUUCGUUUAUUAUUGGGAAAUCCCCGAGAUUGACUCUAUCUUGCCCAAAAAUGGUGUCCACAUCAGAAGUGCCGAUUUUUACGUUUUGGGCCACCAGUUGUGUCUGCAGCUUUACCCGAAUCACCUACCCGAUUAUUUGGCCAUUCAGCUCAGACCUAGCAGCAAUUUUUUCAAGAAACACAAAUUCGCAAUUUUGGACCAUUUUGAUGGGAGUACGGAUAUAGUUUCGCAAGUUUUUGGUGGCGUGGGCAGCUAUGAGGCCUUGUACAAGGUUCCCUACGCGAAAUUGCAAGAAAGGAACUACCUACAUGAUGAUAAGCUUGUAAUAAAGUUGACCAUUUUUCUCAACUCUUGAAUAAAACGUUUAAAACACGA